Molecule: messenger RNA, 1167 nt
Organism: Tribolium castaneum (red flour beetle)
Lineage: Eukaryota; Metazoa; Arthropoda; Insecta; Coleoptera; Tenebrionidae
Gene: Pih1D1
Product: PIH1 domain containing 1
Exons: 5
Coding region: 168-1094 (308 amino acids)
Biological process (GO): box C/D snoRNP assembly; rRNA processing
Cellular component (GO): R2TP complex; ribonucleoprotein complex; cytoplasm
Source: RefSeq, a predicted model, not a curated record
AUAGUCAAUAAUCGGGGCAAAAAACACAAAAUUACGAAUAAAAUUUUUCGAAUCACGCGGUAUUAGCGAACACGUGACUUAAAAAAUGACAGUUGACUACUGUCAUUUUUGCGAAGUUUGUUCAAUAAUUUGUUGUGAUAAAAACUGGUAAAACAGACUAAUUAAAAAUGACCAAGUCUUCAGGAGUAUUCCUCGAUGUUGACCCUACUAUUGUAGAGAAUAAUCUACGGUUUGCGACCGACGCAAACGAGGAAGAAUUUAAUAAAAUAUUUAACCCGCCAGGGGAACAGUUCCCGUCCAAAUUGGUGAAACCAUUUCCCGGGUUCUGUAUCAAAACCCACGAGAUCGGUUCCGAUACGAAAUUCUUCGUCAACAUUUGCCACACUGACGCAAUUCCAGCCCCGAAAGACAUUUCAGAAAACGAGCUGAAAGAUAUCCUGAACUCUGACGAUGCGCCGAAUUUUCGGGUGCCCAUGAGCAUCGGCGAAAUACGCAACGAUAAAGAUAAGAAAGGAGAAGAUGCUAAAGCUUGCGAUGUCGCCAUUCAUCCCACUUUUUUCAAAAAAGUCGAGCAAAGUCAGCUAUUUAAAAGUUUCUUUGUUACGAUCGUUUUCGAGGGAUUGAAGGACAAAUAUGGGAUUAUAUGCAAAGACGAAAAAAUUAUCUUGCAGAAUAGGAAAGCGUUCGGUAAUUUGCAAGUUCAUCGGGUACAACAGCGCGAAAUUGACGAAAAAAUGAGAAGUGCGAAGUCGCCUAUUGAAGAGCUACGAGGUAAUAAUGAAGCUCCGAGGGGAAAACCGUUGAUUGAAACGAUCUCGAGUAACGAGAUGAAGUGCAGAGAACCGGAGUAUAGAUUAUUUAGGCGGAAAGCGAAACCGAAUUGUUUGAUCGGAGAAUUUAAAUUUCCAGAUAUUAUUUCAGCCAAAGAGCUUACUCUCGAUAUUGGCGAAGACCGAAUUGUCAUAGAAUCAACUUCAAAGCACUAUUUACUGGACGUGUUUGUCCCGUUAGUAAUUAGGCAAGCCUCUUGUACUUCAACGUUCAGUAAAGCGACAAAGGUUUUAACAGUAACAAUGCCCCUCGUGGGAGGUUAAUUAUUGCAUCAUUAGAAUCGUUAAAUAUUUUUAGAAUAAAUUUAAUUACAAUAAAAAUUGAUUAUGAAAUUUA